CCGUUAAUAACGGAAGCGGAAGCGGACAGCGCGGAGAGAAGGUGGCCCUGCUGAGAAAUCGACCUCUAAAGACUCUUGUCUGAGAAAGAAGCCCAGAAGAGGAGGGAGAGGAAAGAAAAGGAGUCUGGAAUGGCUCUUUCUCAGGCACAGUUGACCUUCAAGGAUGUGGCCAUAGAAUUCUCUCAGGAGGAAUGGGAAUGCCUGGACCCUGCUCAGAGGGCCUUGUACAGGGACGUGAUGUUGGAGACCUACAGGAACCUGGUCUCCCUGGAUAUCUCUCACGUACAUGUGAUCAAGAAAUUACAACUAAAUGCAAACACUGAUAGAGCAGAAGUAUUCCAAACACUGAUAUUGGGAAGACAUGAAAAAAUCAAGCAUUUUUACCUCAGGGAAAUCCAGGAAAAUGUACAUGACUUUGAGUCUCAGCCAAGAGAUGAGGAAAGAAAUUAUAAAGGAAUGCCUAUAAACCAUAACAAAAAGCUGGCUGAUAAGAGAGAUCGACAUGGUAGAAGUGUUGCAGGAAUCAAGCCUAUUGAAAACAGGCUGGCAUUAAGCUUUCAGGAUGAACUGCAUAUUUUCAAAAGUGAAGAGAAAAUUGAUGAAUUUAAUCAAGCUGACAAGAGUAUCAGCAUUAGUGCCUCAUUUUCACCACUUCAAGGAACUUCUCCUACUGUCCAAACCACCAUUUCUAAUUCAUAUGAGAAUGAUUUUAUACAUCCAUCAAUACUGACACAAGACCAGAGUGCAUGCAUGGAAAGCCCUUACAAAUGUAAUCAGUGUGGCAAAACCUUUCAUCAGGGCUUAAAUCUCACUCAGCAUCAGUUGAUCCAUACAAAAGAGAAAAUGCUUAAUUGUGAUGUAUGUUGCAAAGUCUUUAGUCGAAAUUCAGACCUUGCAAUUCAUCGAACAAUUCAUACUGAAGAGAAAUCAUACAAAUAUAACGAGUGUGGCAAAACCCUUAAUCAUGGCUUGCACCUCACUGGACAUCAGAUAAUCCAUACAAAAGAGAACUUAUAUAAAUGUGAUGUAUGUGAAAAAGUGUUUAGUCAAAGUUCAUACCUUGCAGUUCAUCAGAGAAUUCAUACUGGAGAGAAACCAUACAAAUGUAAUGAAUGUGGCAAGGUCUUUAGUCAGAAUUCAUACCUUGCAAAACAUCGCAGAAUUCAUACUGGAGAGAAACCUUACAAAUGUAAUGAGUGCGGCAAGGCUUUUAGUCAAAAAGGAAACCUUGCAAGUCAUCAGAGAAUUCAUACUGGAGAGAAACCUUACAAAUGUGAUGAGUGUGGUAAGGUAUUUAGUAUUAGAUCAACCCUUGUCAGUCAUCAGAUAAUUAUACUGGAGAGAAACACUACAAAUGUAAUGAGUGUGGCAGAACCUUUUAUUUUGGCUCACACCUCAUACAACAUCAAAUCAUCCAUUCAGGAGAUAAGCCAUAUAAAUGUGAUGUAUGUGGCAAAGUCUUCGGUCAAAAUUCAUACCUUGCAGUUCAUCGGAGAAUUCAUACUGGGGAGAAACCUUACCAAUGUAAAGACUGUGGCAAAAUCUUUAAUCACAGCUCAAACCUCAGGAGACAUCAGAUAAUCCAUACAGGGCAGAAAUUAUGUAAAUGUGAUAUAUGUGGCAGAGUCUUUAGUUAUAAUUCAUACCUUGCAAUUCACCGGAGAGUUCAUACUGGAGAGAAACCUUACAAAUGUAGUGAGUGUGGCAAGGUCUUCAAUCGGAAUUCAAAUCUCGUAAUUCAUCAGAGAAUUC
Delphinapterus leucas (beluga whale) is the source of this 1752-nucleotide messenger RNA. RefSeq lists its product as uncharacterized. Gene Ontology annotation, molecular function: RNA polymerase II cis-regulatory region sequence-specific DNA binding; DNA-binding transcription factor activity, RNA polymerase II-specific. Lineage: Eukaryota; Metazoa; Chordata; Mammalia; Artiodactyla; Monodontidae. The record is from RefSeq and is a predicted model, not a curated record. Gene Ontology annotation, biological process: regulation of DNA-templated transcription.